AUGUACUCCCUCAUUUCAAGUGAUGUAUCUACUGUCGUUUUGACCGCGACCGCGUCGAAGGCCACAAAGAAAGACAUAUUUAAAACUCUCAAUUUGAGUCAGGUAACCUUUGUUAUUGAGCGAAGUCCUGAAAGACCGAAUAUUCGUGUCGGGACGCAGUACUUGGACAAAAAUCUACCUCUGUCAGCAGUAUUUGAGUCUGUCGUCGAAGAGCUGAGAAAUGAAAGAUGUAAUUUUGAAAGGACAAUAAUUUUUUGCCAAACCCGAAAACAGUGCGCUCUAGUUUACAGAACCUUUGUUGACUCGCUUUCUGAUGAUUUGUAUGUAAAUAGAAAACCAGAUGCAAGGCAGCGAAUGGUGGAAAUGUUCCAUGCUGGUACUCAUAAACGGUGAGAGCCGACUGACUCAGUUAAGAAACAUGUUUUAGAUAAUUUCUCCCAGUCAGUGGGUCACAUCAGAGUUCUUGCUUGUACAGUGGCGUUUGGUAUGGAAAUCAACUGUAAAGGGGUGCAUCGUAUCAUUCACUUCGGACCGUCUAAAAAUUUGGAGUGUUACGUUCAAGAAUGUGGACGGACAGGCCGAGAUGGUGAGCCUAGCAAGUGUGUUCUUUUUCACAAUGGUUUAAUGGCUGCACAUUGUUCUGAUGAUGUGAAGAGCUACAUUGAAAAUGACAAGGAGUGCAAGAGAAAGUUAAUGUACCAAAAUUUUCCAGGCAAUUUUACUUCUGCUGUUACUGGACAUGACUGUUGUGACUUUUGUGCAAGUAGUUGUACCUGUGAAGAGAGUGACUGUGUUGUUAAAACAAAGUUGAAUGUUGGAGAAAAUCCUGAAUCCAAUACUGUGGUCCCUCAGCCUGUAAGAAAUGUGAGCAGAGAGCAGAGGGAAUCUUUGAAUGUUAAGCUGGAAACAUAUAUGAAAAAGUUGGUUUCUGAAAAUACCUCUGGGCCUAUUGUGGCUACCACCAUCCUACAAGAAUUUACUUGUUUCCACAUUAAUCAAGUUCUGAACCACUGUGACAAGUUGAAAACUUUAAGUAAU
This is a messenger RNA of Porites lobata, 1038 nucleotides long. The record is from the annotation of a GenBank genome assembly. Lineage: Eukaryota; Metazoa; Cnidaria; Anthozoa; Scleractinia; Poritidae.